Messenger RNA from Gasterosteus aculeatus aculeatus (three-spined stickleback), 1476 nucleotides. RefSeq names its product phosphatidylinositol transfer protein beta isoform. Lineage: Eukaryota; Metazoa; Chordata; Actinopteri; Perciformes; Gasterosteidae. The record is from RefSeq and is a predicted model, not a curated record. Gene Ontology annotation, molecular function: phosphatidylcholine intramembrane carrier activity; phosphatidylcholine binding; phosphatidylinositol binding. Gene Ontology annotation, biological process: phospholipid transport. Gene Ontology annotation, cellular component: cytoplasm.
ACAGCCCCCAGCGGCCCAUGACGUCAGCAGCAAUCGGCGGCCGCUUCUGGGCAGUAACGGGCGCAUCUAGAGGAGGAAGCUGCGAUGAGCCUCAUCAAGGAGUACCGUGUGGUUUUACCCUGUACUGUUGAGGAGUAUCAAGUGGGACAGCUGUUCUCCGUGGCUCAAGCAAGUAAAAAUGAGACGGGUGGUGGUGAGGGCAUCGAGGUUCUUAAGAAUGAGCCCUAUGAAAAAGACGGAGAAAAAGGACAGUACACACACAAAAUCUACCACAUAAAGAGCAAAGUCCCGGCGUUUGUCAAAAUGUUUGCUCCCGAAGGCUCCCUGGUAUUCCAUGAAAAGGCCUGGAAUGCUUACCCCUACUGCAGAACCAUCGUCACGAAUGAGUAUAUGAAAGACAAUUUCUUCAUUAAGAUUGAGACAUGGCACAAACCAGACCUUGGAACACAAGAAAACGUGCACCAACUAGACGGCGCCACAUGGCAGAAUGUCACUGUUGUGCCCAUUGACAUUGCAGACCGAAGUCAAGUGUCCACUGCUGACUACAAACCAGAUGAGGACCCUACCAAGUUCAAGUCCGCUAAAACUGGCCGAGGACCUCUCGGGCCCACCUGGAAGAAGGAGCUGGCUAGUAAGACCGACUCCCCAAGGAUGUGUGCCUACAAACUGGUCACAGUCAAAUUCAAGUGGUGGGGUCUGCAGACCAAAGUGGAGAACUUCAUCCAUGAGCAAGAGAAGAGGAUCUUCAAUAACUUCCACCGUCAGCUCUUUUGUUGGAUUGAUAAGUGGGUGGAGCUGACCAUGGAUGACAUCAGGCGGAUGGAGGCAGAGACACAGAGGGAGCUGGAAGAGCUUCGCAGACGGGGGGAAGUACGAGGAACCACUGCUUCAGACAAAUGAAGAGGAAAAGCAUUUUAAACGCCCAAAACGACGACUGAGAGGCCUCUUUUGGCGCCUCUGCUCUACCACAGCUGAUUUAAGCGGUGGUGGUGGUGGGGGGGCUACCUGCGCUACCUGCAAUCAAUAGAGCAGAUCCCUGACUUGCAUCCAAUCAUAGACAUUCUAAAUAGUGAGGAAUUGAUUUCAAGAAAGUAACACGAUCCCAGCUGAUAGGACUGGUUCAUUUUGAUCUCCUGGGCAGAGCAAGGCCGCCUAUCAGCAUCACGGUAUUGACACGUCCUAACCUGCUGGAGAGACGUGCAGAGGAGUUGUAGUACAGAUACAUUUUUACGAAAGAAAAUUCAUUGACACAUGAUUCCACAGUGACGGGUGUUGGACCAAAUAUGUAUCCUGUUAUAUUUUCCUUUUUCUAGCAUAUAAUUCCUCUGAAGACGAAGCCGCGGUCGGCUCCUUGGUCUCAACGGCUCUCACUGUGGCCGAGUGGGUCGCGUUCCCCCGCCAUGAGUCAGUUCGACGUACUCGUGUCCCUUCCUGCCACAGACUCCAUUUAGAGAAUUACUACCACCCUUUGCGCCC